GUAGAACAGCAGUUUCACAACGAAGGAAAAAUGUUAAAAAAUAUUAUUAAUUCGUUUAUAAAAAUACCUAGCACUAGAUUAUUUGUGACAGCACCAACAGCAUCAAUAGUAACACAGUCGAGUAGUUUAAGUAAUGCAUUAGAAAGGUAUAAAUCGCCAUUAGUAACAGAACCGAGAGAAGUAUGGUUGGAAAAUUUGGAAACAGAAGAAACACAGCGUUUAGGAUUGAUGGCAUUACAUCCAGAAGUAUUUGCUGAUACCCCGAGAAUAGAUAUUGUCCAGAGAAAUGUUCAUUGGCAACGACUGUAUAAAUUUGUGAGUUUUGCUCACACAAAAACUAGAGCUGAAAAAAGAGGAGGAGGACGAAAGCCAUGGCCACAAAAGGGUACAGGAAGAGCACGUCAUGGAUCUAUUAGAUCUCCAAUAUUUAAGAAUGGAGGAAGAUGUCAUGGCCCAAGAUCACCGACUGUCCAUUUUUAUAUGCUUCCAUUUUGGACUAGACUUCGUGGAUUAACAUCAACACUUUCGAUCAAAUUAGCACAAGACGAUCUUCAUUUUGUGAAUGAUUUAGAGAUCCCAACUGACGACAGUCAGUUCAUUAAGAAUUUGGUCGAGAAGAGGAAUUGGGGACCUUCUGUAUUGAUUGUUGACGAUAACGACAUUAUGCCACAAAACAUUUCGAUUGCAACAGAUAGCAUUAAUUAUGUCAACUUAAUGCCUGUUUAUGGACUAAAUGUCUACUCAAUGCUCAAACAUGAUACAGUCGUUUUUACAAAGGCAGCAGCUGAAAGAAUCCAAGAAAAAAUCUUAUUCCAUUUAAACAGAAUCGAUGCAAACCGUUUAGAAAAGAAGUUUAAGCUAAAUCAAUAAAGUUAAUUAAACUAUGUUUGUACAAUAUAGAGAGAAUAAACAGAUCAUUUGGUUUAGUAACAAAAUGAUGG
Molecule: messenger RNA, 941 nt
Organism: Chironomus riparius
Lineage: Eukaryota; Metazoa; Arthropoda; Insecta; Diptera; Chironomidae
Source: the annotation of a GenBank genome assembly